Funneliformis geosporum is the source of this 164-nucleotide messenger RNA. The record is from the annotation of a GenBank genome assembly. NCBI's taxonomy places the organism in Eukaryota, Fungi, Glomeromycota, Glomeromycetes, Glomerales, Glomeraceae.
ACAUUGCGUCAAAUGCACUUGUAGCAGCUGAAACAUCAAUGGAAAUUUUUAAAGGAAUUUCUGAAGAAACUUUUGAAGAAAUUCAAGAACAAGAAGAAUCAACUCCUGAAAUUGUAUCUGUAUUAAAAAAAUCUAAAGGUUAUCCAUCUCGCAGAAAGAAAUAG